Molecule: messenger RNA, 2366 nt
Organism: Onthophagus taurus
Lineage: Eukaryota; Metazoa; Arthropoda; Insecta; Coleoptera; Scarabaeidae
Gene: Cpap1-i
Product: cuticular protein analogous to peritrophins 1-I
Cellular component (GO): extracellular region
Molecular function (GO): chitin binding
Source: RefSeq, a predicted model, not a curated record
UUCAACGUACGCCGAAUCUUCUUCAUGACCCCAAUGGGGGGUGGUAACAGUGGUGGAGGAUCCAUCCUUUCACUAAUGUGUGGCGGUGGUUCAGCUCAUCUUAACUUCUUCAACUUUGUUCAGUCGUUUGUGUGUGCUGAUCGAUUCAAGAUGAGGGCUUUUUAUGUACUUGCAUACUGUGUGGGUGUUUUGACAACGUGGGUUAAUUCCCAAUUUUUAAACAACCGCCCAUUUCCUACAUACAGUUUGGAGUCAAUGCCCGAUACAGACUUUUCCUGCAGAAAUAAAAUCCUAGGUUCUUACUACGCUGAUAUCGAAACCCAAUGUCAAAUGUUCCAUAUUUGCGUUAGAGUUUCCGGUUUAGGGGUGCAGGACUUCCGUUUCCUCUGUCCAAACGGUACUGCUUUCGAUCAAGAUCACCAAAUUUGUGCGGAAUGGGAGGAUGUCGAUUGCGACUACAGUACUCUUUAUUAUGCUAGCGACAAUUUUGAUUUAUAUCGUAUUGGUUCAGGUUUUGAAUCAAAAGCUGUAAAAUAUGGUGAGGAGGAAGAGGUGUUCGCUUUACAAAGAGCAGAAACUGGAGAUGCUAGAAUCAGUGGGGACCAACAAGUUUACAGGGUGAAUCAACAAAAACAACUUGAAAACGCUAAUUUAAGAAAAUCAAAAGCACAGAAUCAAUAUCGUUCAAAUAAUAACGAAAAUAAUAAUGAUGAAAUAUUUAAAAGUUCGAGUAGCUCGAAUUUCUUCAAUAAUAGAAAUAGAGGUAAAGAAUACGAUGAAGAAAACGUGGAGGACGACAAAAACGUGAAUUAUAAUCAAGAUAGGGAUUACGAACAAAGAAGGAAAGUGAAUAGACACCAAAGUAGAAGGCCAAUUAAGAAUGAUGUUACCACAACAACUACGAUUGCUCCUACUCAAAGAAAUAACAGACCAACAGGAUUUAUAAAUAACUUCGCUGGAAGUAGCUUUUCAACUACAUCUAAACCAAUUACUACAACCGAACAACAUAGAACGAGGCAAAAUGUUAGAAAACAAUAUGAUUACAAUAAUGCGGAUAAUUUCAGGCAAAACACAAGAAAUUAUGACGAUAAUAAUAACAAUUAUCCCAGUACUACUUACACUAUCAGUACACCAGCCCCAUUUAGAACUAAUAACCAAAAUAACCAACCUACCACUUAUUCCCCGAAAAAAAUCGAAAAUUAUCCAUCAACCCAAGCUAAAGGAUUCACAAAAGAACCCGAAAAUUAUCCAUCCAACUUCCCUAAAAUACAAACAACACCAAGAAACACAAAUUAUGACGCAAAUUAUGAAGUUACUAAAGUUAAAAAUUUUGAAACUAAGAAACAAACGGAUUACCCAACCACUUUUGCUCCUAAAACAUUCAGCGGGCAAAGCUUUCCUUCUACAUUUUCUCCCAGAACUAACAAUGGAUAUACACAAAUAAGUCAACAAACAACACAACAACAAAAACAAAAUACACAACAAUUUAAUACUCAAACUACAGCUCAACAAAGAAAUACACAAAAUACGCAAUAUAACACACAGUAUAAUACUCAAUAUACUACAACUCAACAACCUAACACACAAUUUAAUACUAAAACGAAUCAAUACUCAACAAAUACGCAAACUACUCAAUACAACACACAAAACACCCAAUUUAAUACUCAAAAUACUCAAUAUAACUCACAAAACACCCAAAACACACAAUAUAACACACAAACUUAUAAAACUCAACCUAUAAAUACAAGAACAACCCAAUUAACAACAUCAAAACCGACUCCUUUCACUCAAUAUACCCCAACUGUACCGAAAUUAAGUUCAACAACUCCUGUAUCUAGGUCGCAUCGUUUUGAUGAAACUCAAUAUGAUGAUGGAUCGUAUAAUUCAAAGUAUGAUAAUUACGAUAAUAACGAUGAAUUUUUGAAAACGGCUCACAGCACAAACAUUGCGAGUAGUAGGAACGAAUUGGCUAAGAGUAAAACGACCUCGAAGCCUCAAUACGAUUCGCCCAGACCGUUUUCGGUAACUACAAGUGCGCCCAAAGUAACUGAAAAUUUGAAGCCGGUACAAAAAGUGGUGUCGCAAAGCGGUGGGGAUCCCAAAAAGGAGAAGAAUGCAAGUUAUGAUUACGCAUAUUACGAUAAUAAUCCGGUCGCGGAAACUGAGUACGAUAUUGAUACGGAGUUUAAGAAGUCGACUGGAAAACAGUAGUUAGUAAUAAUAAUAGUUGUUUAGGUUUGGUUUAAUUUUGAUUGUUAAGGAAAUUUUAGUGAGUAAUUUUAAAUUGUGAAAUUAUGAGUGUAUAUAAAGUUGUAGUUGAGAUUUGCAAACAUAGCCAGUAUGUUAUAUAAGUAAAAAAAAAAAAA